Messenger RNA from Aphanomyces invadans, 692 nucleotides. RefSeq lists its product as hypothetical. The record is from RefSeq and is a predicted model, not a curated record. The transcript has 4 exons. Bases 31 to 513 code for a protein of 160 amino acids. Lineage: Eukaryota; Oomycota; Saprolegniomycetes; Saprolegniales; Verrucalvaceae.
GUUAUUUCGAUUUGAACCGUCGUGAACACGAUGAAGAUCUUUACCCUGGUGUGCUGUGCGGCUCUGCAGCUGACGAAGGCAUCGGACUUGGUUCCUUCGCAUGACGGCCUCCGCUUUGUGAAACCUACAUCCUGUGAGGAGAAGGACUGCCCUCACGGCGGUUGCGUCUUUCGCGACUGCCGCGAGCCGGUGUCGUGCAAAGGCGGACUCUGCUUCAUCAACUGCAAAAGCCCCGACUGUAGUGGUGGUGUGUGCACGAUCGUGGAAGCUGAGGACGGGUCCUGUCCUGGGGGGCUCUGCAACUUUGUCAAGCCCAAACGGUCGUUGACUGAAGGGUACUGCACGGGCGGAUUGUGUUUGGUCGAUGGCAAGAGCCAAGUGUCGACUCCAGGAUCGUUAAACACAGCGCCUCAAGAAACCACGAAACUACCGACCGAAGCACCGCCGACGCUCCCGACGCCAGAACCGCAAACCCCAACGGCGACCCCUGCCACCACCGCCGACGCCACUUAAUGUCUCAACGGCACGACAUCAGCGAUGUCCUGGACGUCCGCUGGAUCUCUCAUUUCGUCGUUGGUUGUGUGUUAACAAAGGGAUAUCCAGUGACGAGAUGUCGUGGUAUAGCAGCAAGGAAGAGCAUCGCCGGUUAGAACCACGAUUUGUUUUCAACACCAAUUGAUUACCAUUGCUCA